AUGCCUCUGCGCCAUUCCUAUUGCGUGCCUCUGCGCCAUUCCUAUUCCGUGCCUCUGCGCCAUUCCUAUGCUGUGCCUCUGCGCCAUUCCUAUUCCGUGCCUCUGCGCCAUUCCUAUUCCGUGCAUCUGCGCCAUCCCUAUAGCGUGCCUCCAUUGAGGCCAGGCCUGACCAAUCAGGCCCGGCCGAGCCGGACCGUGGGGUGCGAGCUUGCAACGACGCAAGCGUGGGUGCAGCGUGACUCAGGGCAGGUAAGGGGUGUGUUUAGUUUUCAAUUCCACUUGUCUCCUCUCCAUGUCUCUGCCAUUCCUAUUCCGUGCCUCUGCCAUUCCUAUUCCAUGCUUCUGCCAUUCGAAUUUCGUGCUUCUACGCCAUUCCUACUCUGUGCCUGUGCGCCAUUCCUAUUCCAUGCCUCGGUCAUUCCAAUUCCCCGGUUGGGGGAAUUGGGGGAAUUGGGGGAAUUGGGGGAGUUGGGGGAGUUGGGGGACUUGGGGGACUUGGGUGAGUUGGGGGAGUUGGGGGAAUUGGGGGAAUUGGGGGACUUGGGGGAUUUGGGGGACUUGGGGGACUUGGGGGACUUGGGGAAAAACCAUUCGAGCACAAAAAUCCAACGAAUGUCAUUUUGA
Molecule: messenger RNA, 624 nt
Organism: Closterium sp. Naga37s-1
Lineage: Eukaryota; Viridiplantae; Streptophyta; Zygnematophyceae; Desmidiales; Closteriaceae
Source: the annotation of a GenBank genome assembly